Meira miltonrushii is the source of this 2908-nucleotide messenger RNA. Its product is annotated as AMP deaminase. Gene Ontology annotation, cellular component: cytosol. The record is from RefSeq and is a predicted model, not a curated record. NCBI's taxonomy places the organism in Eukaryota, Fungi, Basidiomycota, Exobasidiomycetes, Exobasidiales, Brachybasidiaceae. Gene Ontology annotation, biological process: IMP salvage; AMP metabolic process. Bases 132 to 2855 code for a protein of 907 amino acids. The transcript is spliced from 2 exons. Gene Ontology annotation, molecular function: AMP deaminase activity.
GGAUAUUCGACCGAUUCUCCGUAUUUGUUCCUACAGUGUGCAUUAGCUUUAUUCUCUGCUUUUACGCGCCGGCGCCUUUUUACUGUUUUUAAUCCCAAAAAAAAAGUGUUACUUCCAAAAUGAAAGUUUAGAUGCUUAUCUUCUUGCAUCUCUUCUCUUUAUACCAUCAUUCAAACAAGAUGGACUGGGAACGAAAAGGAAGACCAAAAGCUUCGGCAGCGGCUGCUCAUCAAUUACGAGCAGCUGAACGUGAUGAAUCGCCUUCACCACAAAUCACUUCUCCUCCUCUAAGUGAUAGUGGGCGGAUAACGCCCUUCUUACAAACUCCGCCAAUUUCAAGAAGUGCACAAUCAUACUAUAGUGAACUUGAUGAGAAAAGAAUGCACGAGGCUGAUUCAUUAAUCUGGGCUCAACAAAGAGGAGAGGUUGCCAGCCUUUCUUCACCUACAAAACCCAAUGGUAUCUCUCAAUCAUCACCCCUUUCUUCACUAGACUCUCAACCUACCCAUCCUGACAUAGAAGCCGAGAUGAGAAGAAACAUCCAACGAAAACAAUCACAUUUUGUCGAAGCAAGUAGCAGCGAAGAGACAUCCUACGACACAGCCGUUCAAAGUCAUCACAAUGCCAAAGGCUUAUCAUUUGCUUCCUCCCCUGCUGAUGCGGCGGCUGCUGUUGCAAAGAUGGGAGCAGCUUCCAUGACGCCUGCAAAUGAUUCAAUUAUGGCCUCUCUUCUUCCUACUUCACAAAACGUUGGGGAAGAAUUGACUGCUGAAAUGAAGAAGCUUUAUUCGGAUUUGCAAAAAUGUCUGGAGUUACGUGAGAAAUACAUGGACAUCAGUUUACAAGGCAAAUGGCAGGACAACCCCAAAAAUUGGGAUGCUGAAUAUUGUCACACAUGGGCAAGAGAGAACGGCAAACGCAAACCUGACAUCACCGAUAAAUCCAAAAUUAAAGUAGACGGAAGUGCUUUAGAGGACGAUCAAAAGACUCCAAAGCCUUGGCGUGUCUAUCCUGCUCCUCCUAGACCACAUUGGGAGAAAUUUGAACCUGCUCCCGCUAGCAGCUUUGUCAUUCGACCUACAAGCGUGAACCCUUUGCCUCCUGCUAUUCCAUCUGCCAGCCCUGCAAAUGCAAAUGAAGCACAAGCUUUACUAGAGGCCACGGGUAGUCAGCCAGGUGUCUUUAACAUGCAACAUGUUCGUAUUCCUGACCAACAUACGGUCAACGGCAACAAGGCAUUCUGGAAGAUGGAUGAUUCCGGUGUGAUUCAGGUGUUUGCGUCCGAAGAAGAGGCUCAAAAGCCGAUGUUCAAGAUUCCAACCAUUGCAGAAUAUUUCAAAGACUUGGACUAUUUGCUCUCCGUGAUUUCCGAUGGACCAACGAAGUCAUAUGCGUGGCGACGAUUGAAAUAUCUAGAUGGAAAGUGGAAUCUGUACAUUCUCCUGAAUGAAUAUCAAGAAUUGGCCGAUAUGAAACGAGUUCCACAUCGUGACUUCUACAAUGUUCGUAAGGUCGAUACGCACAUUCACCACAGCGCCUCAAUGAACCAAAAGCAUCUUUUGCGUUUCAUCAAAGCAAAGAUCAAACGAUACCCUGACGAUGUUGUGAUUUAUCGUGACGGCAAACAUUUGACGCUUCAACAAGUAUUUGAAUCACUCAAUUUGACUGCUUAUGAUCUCUCGAUUGACACAUUAGACAUGCACGCCCAUCAAGAUUCUUUCCAUCGGUUUGACAAAUUCAAUUUGAAAUACAAUCCAAUCGGAGAAUCAAGAUUGCGUGAAAUCUUCCUGAAGACAGACAACCAUAUCAAAGGUCGCUACUUGGCUGAGAUCACACGUGAAUUGAUGAACGACUUGGAACAAAGCAAAUAUCAAUUUGCCGAAUAUCGUAUCAGUAUCUACGGCCGUAACAAAGAAGAAUGGGACAAAUUGGCUGCUUGGGUGGUUGACAACAACCUGUUCAGUAACAAUGUCCGUUGGUUGAUUCAAGUUCCGCGCCUAUACGAUGUGUACAAGGCGAACGGCACAUUGGAAAGUUUCCAACAAUUGCUCGAAAAUGUAUUUGUUCCUCUCUUUGAAGUAACGCAAAAUCCUCAAAGUCACCCAAAACUGCACAUCUUCCUUCAACGUGUCAUUGGUUUUGACAUGGUAGAUGAUGAGAGCAAACCGGAAAGAAGAAUUCAUCGUAAAUUCCCCGUUCCUCGCCUUUGGACGGUAAACGAAAGUCCUCCGUACAAUUAUUGGAUCUACUACAUGUAUGCCAAUAUUUCAAGUGUCAAUCGUUGGAGACAAAUGCGUGGUUUCAACACUUUUGUCUUUCGCCCUCACGCCGGAGAAGCAGGUGAUACGGAUCAUAUGGCAUCUUGUUUCUUGGCAGCACAAUCAAUCUCUCACGGUAUCCUGCUGCGCAAAGUGCCGGUAUUGCAAUACCUCUACUAUCUCAAACAAGUGGGCAUGGCAAUGUCACCUUUGAGUAAUAACGCAUUAUUCUUAUCAUACGAUCGCAAUCCUUUCCCGGCCUUUUUGCGCGUGGGAAUGAACGUGAGCAUCAGUACGGAUGAUCCUCUCCAAUUCCACUUGUCCAAAGAACCUUUGUUGGAAGAAUACAGUGUCGCAACACAAAUUUACAAACUUCGUCCAAGCGAUAUGUGUGAAUUGGCAAGGAACAGUGUUUUGCAGUCUGGUUUCGAAACAGAACUAUGUCGUCAUUGGUUAGGUCCAAAGUAUUAUCUACGUGGACCGGAUGGUAACGUUGUUGCUAAAUCAAACGUGCCCGAUAUUCGUCUACGAUUCCGUCAAGAGACAUUGAAGGAAGAGUUGGAUUUGAUUUGGAAGCACAAAGGGUCUGCCCAAUAAUGUUCCUAUCACAGAGAAAUAUCGCGCAAGUUGUUCAUACGUAAAAUAGAUUA